This is a messenger RNA of Myotis myotis, 1725 nucleotides long. RefSeq names its product tumor suppressor 2, mitochondrial calcium regulator (gene TUSC2). The record is from RefSeq and is a predicted model, not a curated record. NCBI's taxonomy places the organism in Eukaryota, Metazoa, Chordata, Mammalia, Chiroptera, Vespertilionidae. Gene Ontology annotation, cellular component: mitochondrion. Gene Ontology annotation, biological process: regulation of mitochondrial membrane potential; inflammatory response.
GCGGUGCAUGCUGGGAUGCCUGGUGUCUGGGGCGGCUAUUGGUCUCGCUCUGCGGAUCGACGGGAGCAACAGCCAAUCAGGGGGCAGCAUGAGGGACAGGCGGAAGCGGAAAUGAGGUUUCCGUGGAGACAGCCGACCCUGCGGAAGACGGCGGCGGCACCUGCGAGCGGAGGCCGGGGCAGGAAUGGUGGCGCGGACUGCCCUGUGAGAGCAAAGCGGCCGCGGGGUCCGCCAUGCGCCGGCGGCGCUGACAUGGGCACCAGCGGCUCCAAAGCUCGGGGGCUGUGGCCCUUCGCCUCGGCGGCGGGGGGCGGCGGCCCGGAGGCGGCGGCCGCGGAGCAGGCUUUGGUGCGUCCGCGAGGCCGAGUCGUGCCCCCCUUCGUAUUCACGCGCCGAGGCUCCAUGUUCUAUGACGAGGAUGGAGAUCUCGCUCACGAAUUCUACGAGGAGACAGUCGUCACCAAGAACGGGCAGAAGCGGGCCAAGCUGAGGCGGGUGCAUAAGAACCUGAUUCCUCAGGGCACCGUGAAGCUGGACACCCCCCGCAUCCACGUGGAUUUCCCUGUGAUCCUCUAUGAGGUGUGAGCCUGGGGGUUUUCAGGCCUAAGCACCUCCUGCCUCAGCAAGAAACCCUCAGGCUCAAGGUGUGGCUUCCACUGAGGAACCAGGCUGAAGCCACUGUCCUGAUUAAACUCCAUGGGCCUGGACGCUGCAGCUGUGAGCCGGGCAGUCCUGCAGUGUUGGUUGGGUGCUGGUUUGUCUUCGGAUGAGAGGUGGCUGGUAAGGGCUGACAGCGGAGUUACCAGCCUGCCUUCCCCGGCAGUGCCGAUAAGGAGCCUGGCAGGGCAUAUGCUGACCGGGGCUGCCUGGUUCCUGUGCCCUGGCCUGGCCUGCUUGCUUCCAAGCUUGCCUGGGGCCCAACCCUACUGGGGCUACAGCACUUUACAAGUAGGGUCUUUCUUCCAGCCCCUGGGCUGUGGGAGCUGUACACAAGUGGGGACUCCCCUUCCCUCACUUCCUCUACCCGUUCGUUGGAGCAUUUCAGCCAUUUGCUACCUCGAUUCCUCCUCUGUUGGACAGAGGCUGGGGCAACACAAGCCUGAUUCUUCAUACCUACCUGCCCUGUGUUCCCACCCCCGGACGGAGGGACUGUUUGCUGGCUGUUAACAGGAGGAGGGACUGGUGUGGAGGCUUCUCCCUCUGCCCAGAGCUGGGCUGACCCCUCCCCACUGCAACUAGUUGCCCCUGGAGUCGUCCUUCCCUCCCCGCAGUUGAGAAGGCAUAGGACGGGAUCAGGAAGGGCUCUGGAUGCCGGCGCCCCUACCCCCCUACUCCAUGUGAUCCCCCUUGCCUUUUGCACCAGCCCCCCCCCCCCCACAUUGGGAACACACCACCCUGUGGUGCCAGUAGCUCCGAGCCCACCACCCUGCCCCCUAUAUGUGCCCCUCCCUCAGGAUCAAUCCGGGGAAAGUGUUGGAGCCCUGGGUAGGGACAGAGAACAACCAUGAAAGGCGUAAGAUGUGAAAGUUUGUAAAUAGUCUAGUCCAUGACAUUGUUGGGGCAGAGUCUGAUUUCUAGAUAGAAAUGACUUUUUUUUUUAAUUCCUUACUGUCCAAGCUCUGUGCUUCCAGAGUAUGGGAAGUGGUGUGGGGAGGGUGGCCCCCAAUCUAGGAAGGCAGUUGUGUUAUUGGUUCAGUUUCAAUAAAAUUAUUUGUAGACCCUGAA